Messenger RNA from Penicillium waksmanii, 186 nucleotides. RefSeq lists its product as uncharacterized. NCBI's taxonomy places the organism in Eukaryota, Fungi, Ascomycota, Eurotiomycetes, Eurotiales, Aspergillaceae. The record is from RefSeq and is a predicted model, not a curated record. The transcript has a single exon. Bases 1 to 186 code for a protein of 61 amino acids.
AUGCCCAUUAUUUCCCCCCCCCCUCUGGCCGCUCACGCACGCACACCCGGAACAGCCGACAAGCCGACAGGCCGACGACAACCGUCCGCGACAGUGGGGCCCACUGCGUCAGUUUUCACUCUCUCGGCCGGCAUUAGCCAAUUCGAGGACCUCGAUAAUCAGCUGAGUUCUGUUGGUCUGGCCUAA